AGCUCAGCCUGCCCGGGGAGCGCUCGGCGAGCGGGGAGCGCCAUGGGCAACCUGUGCGGCUGCGGCCGGCGCUGGAAGUGCCCUUCACCUUUCAAAAGGAAGAAAGCAAAGCAAGGAGCUAAUGUGAGGCAGGAGGCGCAGCAGCAGCAGCCUGGCAGCAAGGCUGUCCCAUCAGCAGUGCCCACGUAUGAGGAUGUCCCAGACGUGCCCGUGUAUGCCACGGUGAGCAGGAGGGGAGUCCAGCAGGAGGAGAGCAUCCACUACGCCGACAUCCAGGUGUUGUGCAGGUCCCAGCAGCGCUCAGCCGCCCAGGUGAGGAGCCUGCAGCAGCACCAGCCCACCGAGUACGCCACCCUCAACUUCCCCAGGGCCAGGCUCAAGUACGACAGCAAAAACGGGACCUUGGUCUGAGAGAAACCAGGGCCUCGUCCUGCUCCUCCAGCAGGGAAAGGAGCUCAAACCAUGGACUCAUCCUUCAGCAGGGAAAGGAGCUCAAACCAUGGACUCAUCCUUCAGCAGGGAAAGGAGCUCAAAACAUGGACUCCUCCUCCAGCAGGGAAAGGAGCUCAAAACAUGGACUCAUUGUCCAGCAGGGAAAGGAGCUCAAACCAUGGACUCAUCCUCCAGCAGGGAAAGGAGCUCAAACCAUGGACUCAUCCUCCAGCAGGGAAAGGAGCUCACCUCAUGGACUCAUUGUCCAGCAGGGAAAGGAGCUCACCCCAUGGCCUUGUCCUCCAGUAGGAAAAGGAGCUCAAACCAUGGACUCAUUGUCCAGCAGGAAAAGGAGCUCACCUCA
Messenger RNA from Melospiza melodia melodia, 796 nucleotides. RefSeq names its product chromosome 29 C11orf52 homolog (gene C29H11orf52). NCBI's taxonomy places the organism in Eukaryota, Metazoa, Chordata, Aves, Passeriformes, Passerellidae. Gene Ontology annotation, cellular component: extracellular exosome. The coding region runs from base 43 to 411 and encodes 122 amino acids. The transcript is spliced from 4 exons. The record is from RefSeq and is a predicted model, not a curated record.